CAAAAACAAAAUACUUCAGAGAAUUAAGAAAGUUUUUUCAGUCUCUUCUUACUCUUCUCUUACCUUAUUAUACAAAAGCCUUUAUUUUUUUUCUUUCUUGUACAUCUCAUCACGGACUCAUAUUAAGGUCAUUAUGUACAUCAAAACGCAAUGCCAAAAAAUACCCCUUACCUUAGAUUCUUUUUUUUAUUAUUAUUUUAAAUAAUAUACAUUUUAAAUAAUCCGAAUUUAAUGCAAACCCAAAUACUCAACUUUCCUCCAUCACGGGUAGCUAUAAAACAACCCCAUUUCUCUCAUUAAAAAGAUAAACCCAUUUUUAUUUUUCUCACAACAAUAUGGUCUCCUCUGUUUCAAUGAGAGAAAACAGAGUACUUACUUACUACUCCGUUUUGGUGGCAGUCACUCUUGUUUUUGUGACUGUGAGCCGAGUUUCGGGUCAGAAACCGGUUUUCGCAUGCGAUGCCGGGUCGAACGGGUUCGGGUUUUGUGACACGUCGUUGGGGGUUGAUGCUAGAGUGGCGGACUUGGUGAAGAGGCUUUCGUUGGGAGAGAAAAUUGGGUUUUUGGUGAACAGUGCUGGGAAUGUGAGUAGGCUUGGGAUUCCCAAAUACGAAUGGUGGUCUGAGGCUCUCCAUGGAGUGUCGUAUGUUGGUCCUGGAACUAAGUUUUCCAAUGUCGUUCCUGGGGCCACUAGUUUCCCUCAACCCAUUUUGACUGCUGCUUCUUUCAAUGCUUCUCUCUUUGAAGCCAUUGGAAAGGUAGUUUCAAAUGAAGCAAGGGCAAUGUACAAUGUAGGGUUAGCUGGGUUAACAUUCUGGUCGCCAAAUAUUAACAUAUUUAGAGACCCUAGAUGGGGAAGAGGCCAAGAGACACCUGGAGAAGACCCUCUCCUCUCUAGCAAAUACGCCGCCGGAUAUGUUAGAGGCCUACAACAAACCGGUGGCAAAGACCCUAACCGGCUCAAGGUUGCCGCGUGUUGCAAGCAUUACACUGCCUAUGAUUUGGACAAUUGGAAAGGCAUUGAUCGCUACCACUUCAAUGCAAAGGUUUCAAAGCAAGAUUUGGAUGACACUUUCCAACCCCCAUUCAAGAGUUGUGUUAUGGAUGGGAAUGUUGCUAGUGUCAUGUGCUCUUACAACCAAGUUAAUGGGAAGCCAACCUGUGCUGACCCUGACCUUCUCUCUGGUGUCAUUAGAGGAGAAUGGAAAUUAAAUGGGUACAUUGUUUCUGAUUGUGACUCGGUGGAUGUGUUGUAUACGAGCCAACACUACACUAAAACACCCGAAGAAGCUGCAGCCAAGUCUAUAUUAGCGGGUUUGGAUUUGGACUGUGGAUCUUUCUUAGGAAAACAUACAGAAGCAGCAGUGAAAGGAGGAAUGGUGAAUGAGGCUGCGGUGGACAAGGCCAUAUCGAACAAUUUCGCCACAUUGAUGAGAUUGGGCUUCUUCGAUGGCGAUCCAAGAAAGCAACAAUUCGGGAAUUUAGGCCCAAAAGACGUGUGCAGUCAGGCCAACCAAGAGCUGGCCCGUGAGGCCGCAAGGCAAGGCAUUGUGUUGCUUAAGAACAGUGCUGGGUCGCUUCCUCUUUCUAACACUGCUAUCAAAAACUUGGCUGUUAUUGGGCCCAAUGCAAAUGUAACCAAAACCAUGAUUGGAAAUUACGAAGGCACACCAUGCAAAUAUACCACUCCUUUACAAGGCUUGGCGGCCUUAGUAACAACUAGUUACCACCAAGGUUGCGCCAAUGUGGGAUGUGGCACUGCUCAGAACAACGAAGCUGCAAAUGUAGCGGCAGUAGCUGACGCGACCGUGCUGGUGGUGGGUGCCGAUCAGUCCAUAGAAGCCGAGAGUCGCGACCGAGUGGACCUAAAUCUUCCGGGACAGCAGCAACUCCUAAUAACAACAGUAGCAAGGGCUGCCAAAGGGCCAGUUAUUCUUGUUAUAAUGUCUGGAGGAGGUUUUGACAUUUCUUUUGCCAAAAAUGAUGAUAAGAUUACUAGCAUUCUUUGGGUGGGUUAUCCUGGUGAGGCUGGUGGUGCUGCCAUUGCUGAUGUGAUUUUUGGUCAUUACAAUCCAAGUGGAAGACUACCCAUGACAUGGUACCCCCAAUCAUACGUCGAAAAAGUCCCAAUGGAUAACAUGAACAUGCGACCCGACCCGACCACUGGCUAUCCGGGUCGGACUUAUCGUUUCUACACGGGUGAAACCAUCUAUGCUUUCGGGGAUGGACUAAGCUACACCCAAUUCCACCACCAUUUAGUCAAUGCACCAAAGCUGGUCAACAUUCCUUUAUCAGAGGGUCACGCGUGUCGCUCAUCUAGAUGCACCUCACUAGACCUCGAUGAUUCUUCUUACAACUGCGAAAAUCUCGCCUUUGACAUCAAUUUAAGGGUCAAAAACAUGGGAAAGAGGAGUGGGUUCCAAACGGUAUUCUUGUACUCAAGCCCACCUUCCAUCCAUAACUCUCCUAACAAGCACUUAUUGGGCUUUGAGAAGGUUUUUGUACAGGCCCAAUCAGAGUCGGCAGUGAAAUUCAGUGUUAAUGUGUGCAAGGACUUGAGCUUGGUAGAUGAAGUUGGGACUAGAAAAGUUGCUUUAGGGCAUCAUUUGCUUCACAUUGGGGACUUGAAACACUCAUUGAGUUUGAGGGUUUGAAAAAACAAAAGCAAAAAUGGAAAUAGGGGGUUUCAAUUAGUUUGGUCCCUUGUUUUUUAUUCUUCUUUUAUUUGGGGGAAAACUAUAUAUAUUUAUUACUCCCCUUUGGUGUCAACUUUUCUAGAGGGGAAAACAAUUGAAUUCAAGUUGAAAGAGCUAUAAAUAAGUUGAGAGAAUUGUCUAGAUUAUCUCAAUGAUAUUUGAUGUAGCCAAUUGUAAUUGUUCAAAAUCAAAAGAUUUUGAAAUUUUAAUGAAGACUAGAAAAAUUUAUGUUUUGGCU
This is a messenger RNA of Cannabis sativa, 2934 nucleotides long. RefSeq names its product beta-xylosidase/alpha-L-arabinofuranosidase 2. Gene Ontology annotation, biological process: xylan catabolic process; arabinan catabolic process. The transcript has 7 exons. The record is from RefSeq and is a predicted model, not a curated record. Gene Ontology annotation, cellular component: plant-type cell wall. The coding region runs from base 336 to 2654 and encodes 772 amino acids. Gene Ontology annotation, molecular function: xylan 1,4-beta-xylosidase activity; alpha-L-arabinofuranosidase activity. NCBI's taxonomy places the organism in Eukaryota, Viridiplantae, Streptophyta, Magnoliopsida, Rosales, Cannabaceae.